This is a messenger RNA of Plasmodium fragile, 1923 nucleotides long. RefSeq lists its product as uncharacterized. The transcript is spliced from 2 exons. The record is from RefSeq and is a predicted model, not a curated record. Lineage: Eukaryota; Apicomplexa; Aconoidasida; Haemosporida; Plasmodiidae. Gene Ontology annotation, cellular component: membrane. Gene Ontology annotation, molecular function: phosphate transmembrane transporter activity. The coding region runs from base 1 to 1923 and encodes 640 amino acids. Gene Ontology annotation, biological process: phosphate ion transmembrane transport.
AUGGUAACAAAUCCUGACAUGUUAUGGUUGGUCAUCGCGAGUGGUGUAGCAUGUUUUUUUAUGGCAUUUGUGACAGGAGCAAAUGAUAUAGCGAACACGUUUAGCACAUCCAUUGGAUCCAAAGCAUUAACCAUUAAGAGAGCUUUAAUAAUUGCCUUCUUUUUUGAGGCAUUAGGAGCUUCCUUACUUGGUGGAACAGUCACAGACUCUAUACGAUCAAAAAUAAUAAACUUUGAAGCCUUUUACGAUGCGCCAGAAUUUUUGAUGUUAGGUAUGUUUUGCGCCCUUAUGGGUGCAACCAUGUGGCUAGCUAUUGCCACAUGUCUAGGGUUACCUGUAUCAACAACACACAGUAUAGUAGGAGCAUUAUUAGGCUUUGGAUUAGCAGCAGGUCAUAGUAAGUCAAUUAAAUGGGAAAAGAUACACAGUAUAGUGAUAUCAUGGUUUGCAGCCCCAAUUUUAGCAGGAAGUUGUUCAGCCAUAGCCUUUACCACAAUACGCCAUUUAAUAUUAAGGAGAAGAAAUUCAUUUCAAAUAAUUAAAAGAUCUUAUUGGUUCCUCAUUUUUCUGAUUACUCUACCGUUUAGUGUGUUUUUAAUAUUUCAUAACCCCAUAGUGAUAAAUAUGGAGUGUAUAAUGAAAAAGGAUAAACAGAUCGUCAGUGCAUCUCCAUGUUAUAUUCAAGAUUGGACUGCAGCUCAUCCUUUCUACUCUACGAUAGCUUCUUUAGUCCUUUCGAGCAUCCUCACAUGUAUUGGAUCCAUCCUUAUCUACGUAGUAUAUAAUAAGCGGUUGAACAAUUUUAGCUUUAGGAGAAAACUUUUUGGAGAUGACAUGAUGAAUGAUUUGGAAAAAAAUGCCAAAGACGUGAACAACAACACCAUUUGUAACAUCAAGAAUAGUAGCCUGAAUUCCGUUGCUUCGAAUGAAACCCGAGUGACGCAACCGAAGGGAGUUAGCGGAGCGGCACAGCAACAAGGGGGUAGCGGAGCAAUAGUAACAGUAGCAGCAACAACAACAACCGUAGGAGGAGGAGCUUCUGGAUUAAAUUGUGAACAGACGAAAAACCAAGCAGAACAAAACUACCAAACCGUUAUUAGCAUGAAAAAUAUGGACGAUAAAGUUGAAAUUUUGGAAAAAAAAAAAAGUGGAAACUGCAUGAGAGCUAGCAGCAGCAUUAACUGUGACAGCAACAGUUCUACUGGUAAUAUAGCCCAAACGGUGAUCGAGAAUUUUGACCAGCAGACGGAAAUCGUUUUUUCUUCCCUUCAAAUCAUUAGUGCCAUUUUAGGGGUCGUGGCCCAGAGUGCAAACGACACAGCUAAUGCUAUAGGUCCUUUUGCUGCAGUUUUUAACACGUACAAUAACGGUAUUAAGGGAAAGCUAAAAGUCCAGUGGUACAUUCUGUUGUUUGGAGGUCUGUCCAUGUCCCUUGGUCUAUCCGUUCUAGGUUAUCGAGUUAUUAGGACAGUGGGAAUGAAGUUAAUUAGAAUUACUCCAUCCAGAGGUUUUACCAUUGAACUUAUUUCCGGGUUAGUGGUCCUACUUUUUAGUAUCUGUGGGAUACCGCUGAGUUCUACCCAUUGUGCAGUGUCUAGUGUGAUUGGUGUGGGUCUCGUAGAGGCAAAAAUAUCGGAAGAAAAUGACAUCGACGCUGGAGCCAACAACCAGGGGAUGAAGCUACUGGGCAAGGAAAUGUCCCAAGUGGAUAAGAAUGGAAAUUUACCUGUAAAGAAGAAGAGCUUGUUUUCGUUCCUGUCGUUUUUGAACACCUCCUGCGUUAACUUGAAGCUCUUUAGGACCAUUUUCCUUUCCUGGAUCAUCACGGUGUCUUUUUCGGCCUCCGUAACCGCAGCGAUAUUCUCCUUUGCAGCCUACAGCCCGUCGUACUUUUCAAAGGGGCCCGCCGUAGUGGCCGCAUAG